This is a messenger RNA of Phodopus roborovskii (desert hamster), 2369 nucleotides long. RefSeq names its product rhotekin (gene Rtkn). Gene Ontology annotation, cellular component: actomyosin contractile ring. Gene Ontology annotation, biological process: signal transduction; septin ring organization; mitotic cytokinesis. The coding region runs from base 365 to 2020 and encodes 551 amino acids. The transcript is spliced from 13 exons. NCBI's taxonomy places the organism in Eukaryota, Metazoa, Chordata, Mammalia, Rodentia, Cricetidae. The record is from RefSeq and is a predicted model, not a curated record.
GGGGUGGGGGGGCAGCCCUGCAGCUGGCUGGGACCCGGGGCUGGUUUCCUGUCUGGAAGGGAAGGGGCCCCCAGAGGGGAGCAGGGCCAAGAGCAGCCAGGCACACCCCUGCCUUUCUCCCUCUCUCGCCUCCCUUCUGCUGGAAAAGCGAGGCCUUGGAACAGCACUAGGAGAGGAAAUUUUGUCUCAGAAGCCAGAGGGGUCUAGCAGGACCGCAGAGGGACAGGGACAGCCUCUACAUUCUGUCCUAGAGCUGGCAACCUCUCUCAAGCCCAGAGAGCAGUGGGAGGAGGAACGGGGACAGCGUGCUGCCUACCUGGCCUCUCUCUGGGCAGCAAGGGAAGGGGCUCUAGGGGACACAGAGAUGCAGGACAGAUUGCACAUCCUGGAGGACCUCAAUAUGCUCUACAUCCGGCAGAUGGCACUCAGCCUGGAGGACACAGAGUUACAGAGGAAACUAGAUCACGAGAUCCGGAUGAGGGAGGGGGCCUGCAAGCUACUGGCAGCCUGCUCCCAGCGUGAGCAGGCUCUGGAGGCCACCAAGAGCCUGCUGGUGUGCAACAGCCGAAUUCUCAGCUACAUGGGCGAGCUGCAGAGGCGCAAGGAGGCCCAGGUGCUGGGGAAGACAGGCCGAAGACCUUCGGACAGUGUGCCGCCCCCUGAGCGUUCCCCUUGCCGUGGCCGGGUCUGCAUCUCUGACCUCCGGAUCCCCCUCAUGUGGAAGGACACAGAGUAUUUCAAGAACAAGGGCGAUCUGCACCGCUGGGCUGUGUUCCUGCUGCUGCAGCUCGGCGAACAGAUUCAGGACACAGAGAUGGUCCUGGUGGACAGGACCCUCCCAGACAUCUCUUUUCAGAACAAUGUGCUCUUCGCUGAGGCAGGGCCAGACUUUGAACUGCGCCUGGAGCUGUAUGGGGCCUGUGUGGAAGAGGAGGGGGCCCUGGCCGGUGCCCCCAAGAGGCUUGCCACCAAACUCAGCAGCUCCCUGGGCCGUUCCUCGGGGAAGCGUGUCAGGGCAUCGCUGGACAGUGCUGGGGGCUCGGGGAACAGUCCCAUCCUGCUGCCGACCCCGGCUGUGGGAGGUCCUCGGUAUCACCUCUUGGCCCACACCACUCUAACCUUAGCAGCAGUGCAAGACGGAUUCCGUACACACGACCUUACCCUUGCCAGUCACGAGGAGAACCCUGCCUGGCUACCCCUGUACGGGAGCGUGUGCUGCCGCCUGGCUGCUCAGCCUCUCUGCAUGACUCAGCCCACUGCAAGUGGUACUCUCAGGGUGCAGCAAGUUGGGGAGCUACGGAACGGGACGCUUGUGCACGGAGUCCUGAAAGGCACAAAGCUCUUUUGUUACUGGAGGUCUGAAGAAGCCGACACUGGGCAGGAACCGCUGUUUACUAUCGCCAUCAACAAGGAGACUAGGGUCCGGGCGGGCGAGCUGGAGCAGGCCCCAGAGUGGCCUUUCACGCUCAGCAUCAGCAACCGGUACGGAGGCGAUGAGGUGACCAACACCCUCCGGGUGGAGAGCAGGGACGCUCUGCACUACUGGAUGGAGGCCCUGUGGCAGCUCUUCUUUGAUAUGACCCAGUGGAAGCACUGCUGUGAUGAUGUCAUGAAAAUCGAAAUCCCUGCGCCCCGGAAACCCCCACAGGCGCUGGCCAAGCAGGGGUCCUUGUACCACGAGAUGGCCAUUGAGCCGCUAGACGACAUCGCAGCUGUGACAGACAUCCUGGCCCAGCGGGAGGGCACAAGGCUGGAGCCGCCCCCAUCCUGGCUAGCGAUGUUUACAGACCAACCUGCCUUGCCUAGCUCCUGCUCACCUGCUUCUGUGGCCCCAGUCCCAACCUGGACGCAACCCCUGCCCUGGGGGCGACCCCGAACCUUUUCCCUGGAUGCUGCCCCCUCAGACCGCUCCCUUGGGGCUUCUCGCUCGGUUGCACCCCUCCCCGCACAGCGAUCCCCACAGUCCAGAGGCUUCUACAGCAAAAGUCAGCUCCGCACAUGGCUGCAGUCCCCAGUGUGAGAGACAGACAUCAGCAACAGGAUCUGGCCAAGAAAGAAAACGACCCAAGGGCAACGGGGCCCUAGGUCCAGCUCUGUGGGGGCGCCGCGCGCCUCCUCUUCCUCUGCUGGACUAGGAAGGCUGGGGAGGGGUGACAGAAGCCCGUCUUAAGCUGUGGUUACCGCGGGACUGAGGGGACCACUUCUGGAGUUGGUUGGGAUCCCCUAAGCUCUUCCUGGGAGAAAACUGGAACAAGCCUGCCCUACCUCCCGGCACUAACCAGCCCCGCCCCUGAGGGGGCGGCACUAAGGAGUGGGGAGGAAAGCACCUCCCUUGUGACGUCAUUAAAGUUAUUUAACAGCUAGCUGCC